Molecule: messenger RNA, 537 nt
Organism: Dendrobium catenatum
Lineage: Eukaryota; Viridiplantae; Streptophyta; Magnoliopsida; Asparagales; Orchidaceae
Product: MLO-like protein 1
Exons: 6
Coding region: 94-522 (142 amino acids)
Biological process (GO): defense response
Cellular component (GO): membrane
Source: RefSeq, a predicted model, not a curated record
AAAGUUCCACUUCUAUCGAUUGAAGCAAUCCAUCAACUUCAUAUUUUUAUCUUUGUUUUGGCCACAACUCAUGUGAUUCUUAGUGUUCUAACCAUGCUCUUGGGAAGUGCAAAGAUACGCCAAUGGAAGCACUGGGAAGUUUCCAUCCACAAAGAAACUGUGGAAAAUGCUUCUGCCCCAGCGAUCACUCAUGUUCACCAAACUGAAUUUGUUAAGGGCCGCUUUCUUGGCAUUGGCAAGGAUUCUGUAAUAUUAAGUUGGCUGCAUUCCUUCUUUAAACAAAUUUUUGGAUCAGUAACAAAAUCAGACUAUAGCACAAUGAGGCUUGGAUUCAUUAUGGCUCAUUGCAAGGGUAACCGCAAGUUUGAUUUUCACAAAUACAUGGUUCGAGCCCUUGAAGCUGACUUUAAGAAAGUGGUUGGUAUUAGUUGGUAUCUCUGGAUUUUUGUGGUUAUUUUCUUGUUGCUGAACGUUGGAGGUAUGCUCAACCUGAAGCCAUUCCCUUUUUAUGUUACAACCUGAUGGAAAAAUAUUGCA